GUAAAGACCUGCCAAAACAGACAGGAACUGAUUCACUACAGACAAAAGAUGCGGCUGCUGCAGUCGUGAUAGAUAAAGCAAUUUCGGCUUUACUAUUUGACUAUUUUAUUUAGCCUAGCAGGAGGAGUAGGCUAGCUUACAUAUUAGGCUACCAUUUUUAAAAGAAAGAAUAUCUACGUAAAGUAUUGCUUGGCAAUAUAACGUCACAUCAUAGAGAGACAAUGACAUGACGAGGAGAUAAAAAAAAAAAAAAAAAACCUGGCUUUGUUACACGAGAAGGCUGCUUUUCCAACCUCUCUAGUCAACUGCCGGUGGCCUGCUGUAGCCAUGACGAUGCCCCAUUCCCAGCGUUGUUUGGGUCCAAAAGUUUACCCAGAGGUGCCCGAUGGCGGCUGGGGCUGGGCUGUGGCCACGGCCUUCUUCUUCGUGGAGGUCUGCACCUAUGGGACCCUCAAGAGCCUGGGGGUCUUCCUCCAGGAUCUGAUGGAAGAGUUUGGGGAGAGCAACAGCCGAGUGUCCUGGGUUAUUUCCAUCUGUGUCUUCAUCUUUACCUUCACUGCCCCCCUGUCCACGAUGCUGAGCAACCGCUUCGGCUGCCGGCGCGUGGUGAUGAUGGGAGGCUUCCUCAUCAGCCUGGGAACCAUCAGCUCCGCCUUCACCAACUCCAUCAACGAGAUGUACAUCACCAUCGGUGUUGUCUCAGGCCUCGGCUACUGCUUCAGCUUCCUUCCCACCGUCACCAUCCUCGCCCAGUACUUCUCCAGACGCCGGGCCCUCGUUACCUCUGUCGCUUCCUCGGGGGAAUCCUUCGCCGUAUUCGCAUUUGCUCCAGCUUUCACUAUACUGAAGGAACACAUUGGCUGGCGCUACUGUCUGGUCAUCCUCGGCACCGUACAGGCUUCUGUGAUUGGCUGUGGGCUUCUCCUCCGUCCAAUCAUUAUUGAGCCAGAGCCUGCACAGGAGGACAGUGAAUCAGACAAAGAGUCUCUCUCUCUGAAGCAGCUGCAGACUGCUUACGAGCUGGAGAACGAGCAAACCAGGACCUCCAUCAGUUCAGGGGUCUCCCAGGGUUCAGGGGACUCGGGUGUCACCUCCCUCUCUACCUCAGACGGAGAUCUAAGGACUGCAGGAGCUGAAAGCAAGGCUCUGAAGGAGUGGGAGGUGCAGGACAAAGAGGGCAGGGAGCCGUCUCUGUCCACACCUCCCACCCCAGGCAAGGAGAUGGAUGAGGCAGGUCCUCUCCAUCCUUCCAGAACCAAACUUCUGGACUUCUCUGUGCUUAAAGACAGGGCCUUUAUCUGUUACUCCCUGUUCGGCUUGUUUGCCACACUGGGCUUCUUCGCCCCGCAGCUCUACAUCAUCGAGCUGAGCAAGAGCCGGGGCGUGGAGCCCAGCAUGGCCUCCUACAUGCUCUCUGUGAUGGCUGUGGCCGAGAUCUUCGGCCGCUUGUCCAUCGGGCUGGUGUUGAACAGAGUCCAGUGCAGGAAGAUCUCGGUGCUGCUGGGCUGUGUGGUUCUGCUGUGCCUGGUGCUGGUGGCCUUCACUCUAGUGUGGGAGUUCUGGGGCCUGGUGGUCUGCUGCGCCCUCUAUGGCUACUUCAUGGGCACCGUAGGCUCCACUCACAUCCCCAUGCUGGCGGAGGAGGACGUGGUGGGCAUCCAGAAGAUGGCUUCAUCUGUGGGAGUGUAUGUCUUCAUCCAGAGCUUUGCUGGGCUGGCAGGGCCACCCCUUGGAGGUGUGUUGGUGGACGUCACCAAGAACUACGGUGCUGCCUUCUACUCCUGUGCGGCGGGCAUGGGCCUCAGCGCCGUUUGCCUGGCUCUGGUCGGCCCCGCCAAGUCUGGCAUGUGCCAAAGACAGAGCAGAAACAAAGAGACAGGCAGGAGCGAAGAGGAAGAGGAGAAAAUGUCUCAGGACAGCGGCCAGGCUGACUUUUUGGAGGUGGACUUGGCCCUGGAGUACAGUCCGGUCAGACAUGCUGUGGAUCAGGACAACGCCUCUGUAAUAUGAAACUGACUACAACAUGUAGUACCGGUGUUUUCUCUGCAGAGCAAGCCCAAUUUUACCAGUGUGUCCUGCUGCUUUCAUGUUCUGUAAUCCUCUCAGAAAGAUGCUUGAGAUCCUGAAAGCCUGGUCCUGACCAGGUACCACCCCCUCCGACGAACACACACUGGGAAGC
This is a messenger RNA of Sander lucioperca (pikeperch), 2179 nucleotides long. RefSeq names its product solute carrier family 16 member 6b (gene slc16a6b). The record is from RefSeq and is a predicted model, not a curated record. NCBI's taxonomy places the organism in Eukaryota, Metazoa, Chordata, Actinopteri, Perciformes, Percidae. Gene Ontology annotation, biological process: transmembrane transport; monocarboxylic acid transport. Gene Ontology annotation, molecular function: monocarboxylic acid transmembrane transporter activity. Bases 328 to 2010 code for a protein of 560 amino acids. The transcript has 6 exons.